Messenger RNA from Betta splendens (Siamese fighting fish), 2055 nucleotides. Its product is annotated as CD209 antigen-like protein E. The coding region runs from base 615 to 1397 and encodes 260 amino acids. The record is from RefSeq and is a predicted model, not a curated record. The transcript is spliced from 8 exons. NCBI's taxonomy places the organism in Eukaryota, Metazoa, Chordata, Actinopteri, Anabantiformes, Osphronemidae.
CAUUCCAUGCUUUUUUUCUGUUCAGCUGUGAUGGACUGACGACCUGUGUGUGACCCACAUAGCACAGUUGAGCAUCUAACACCUUUAAAGUCUCGCUUCAACUUUACUUUUUAACCUUUAAAAUUGUAUAUUAGUAUUUUACAACAUGUGUCUGUUCCUCAGGUUUCCAUCUUGGAAGCUCUGAACACAGACAAACCCAAACAGAUUUAACAGGUUUGAUUGAGUAGAUACAUGAAACAUGUGACCACUGUUGAUGUAAAAAUAUUCAUUCUCAUUUAUUGAGUCUCUCUUGGUUUAUGUGGAGUUAUUAUAUAUAAUGUACUAAAGUGUUUGUAUUAUUACAUUACUUUGACACUUUUUGAGCUGCAGCCAAACACAAACUCAGUGUGAACACAGUUAAUAAAUGAUCACAUGUCAAAUAUGCAAAUGAAAUGUUAUUCAUAAACAAAUUAUCUUUAUUUAAAUGCAUCAACAAAAAUGUUUAAACACGUAGAAGAAAAAAAUGAGGAAGACCAGUGUAUGAAGUCAUACAUGUAACAGGAAGUCACAGUCUGCAGUCUGAUUCUAGUUCUACUAAACGUUCUACUAAACGCUUCAGUGAUCACAGCAGCAAAAUGCCUGAAGCGGAUGUCGUUUACGCUGAUGUCAAGUUCACAGCAUCAAAGGAAAACAAAGAACCGUAUUCUUCACCUGAAACCACUUACGAGGAAGUUAAGAUCACGAAAACUCCUACUUCAGGUGAGAGGUCAAAGGUCACACAGAGAGCGCUGCUGCUGGUGCUCUGUGCUCUGCUGCUUGCUGCUGCCGUUGGUCUCUGUCUUGUCUGUAUUGAUAAUUUAAAAAACAGAAAGGAACUUGAUGAAAUUCAAGAGCGGGUGAAAGGUUUUGAGCGUAAACUCCAAACCUCAAUGAAUGAAAAUGAAGCACUGAGGAAAAACCUCACAGCUAAAUCAUGUCCAACAUGUGAACCAGACUGGGAUCAACAUGGAGAGAGCUGUUAUUAUUUCUCCAGCAGGAGACUGACCUGGGACGAAAGCAGAACUGCCUGUAAACGUCGAGGAGCCGAUCUGGUCCAGAUAAACAGUGAAGAGGAGCAGCGGUUCCUGGAGAACAAAGUUAGAGGAAAAAUGAUCAUUGAUGAGGACAAGUUCUGGAUCGGACUGACAGAUUCAGAGGCCGAAGGCAGAUGGUUGUGGGUGGACGACUCACCUCUGAACGAAAGUUUGUCCUUUUGGUACGGCAAGGAACCAGACAACUGGACCGGACGUAAUCCUGCAGGAGAGGACUGUGCCAGGAUGGGAAUAAAAGAAGGAGCUACAGACCUGAAAUGUUGGUUUGAUACAUCCUGUGUUAAAAAUGAAAAUAGAAUAUGUGAAAAAGCAGCUAAAACUGGAUGAUAAAGUCUGUUUGAAUCAAUUUACAGCUUUUAUUGGUUGCUUUGACACAGCCGUCCAAUGAAACAACACAUUUUCUUAACAGUUCACACAUACAGGUCUAAACAGCUGCUCCAAUGCCAAAAUGACACACUUUGUUUGCAAAAGGCCCUAACUGUGUCAAAUCAGUCAUAUAACAGUAGACAGUCAAAUACAAAACACUUAUCUUAGUGUGAAUCAGUGCGUCAUUGAUUGUCAUUGUAGCCUGUUGCUAUUUGACGUCAUUGUAGUUUAUAUCAAAUUUACCUUUUAUGCAAAGAAUUGGAUCCAGAUGAAGAAAGGCUUUGAUUUAUUGAAUCCCUGACAUUCGUUUUUUCAAGCUGUGGCAGAAAACGGAAAUAUUGUAAAUAUUUAUUUAAUGGAUUUGUAAUAUAUAUUUUACAAGAGCAAAUGUAAAAGGACUUUAGUCUACAUAAAUCUUUAAAACUAAUUUUUUUUUGUGACUCUAUGACUUGCUUUUAAGGAGUUAGUUCUGAUAAGAAGUAAAACAUAUUCACCUUUUACUAAUAAUAAUCUAAACUCAUCCUUUGAAACGUUCAUCAGCCAAAGUGUGGCAGCGUUUCCACAUCUGUACAUUUAAAUCUGUUGAGGUUGAACAUUAAUAAACAUUGUAAUAAAUAUC